UUUAGAGCGUGCAGCGAACCAAACCAGUGAGGCCUAUUAUAAAAGGAAAGGAUGGCUAGCUUUGCAGGAACCACACAAAAGUGCAUGGCUUGUGACAAAACGGUUUAUCUUGUAGAUAAGCUGACUGCUGAUAAUAGGGUGUUUCAUAAGGCUUGCUUCCGAUGCUACCAUUGUAAGGGCACUCUCAAGCUUAGCAACUAUUGUUCCUUUGAAGGAGUGCUCUACUGUAGGCCACAUUAUGAUCAACUCUUCAAGAGAACUGGCAGCCUUGACAAGAGCUUUGAAGGAACUCCGAAAGUAGUGAAACUAGACAAGCCCACCGAAAACGAGAAUGCAAAGUCAGUCUCCAACAUGUUCGCUGGCACCAGAGACAAAUGUUCAGGCUGUACCAAGACUGUUUAUCCCAUUGAAAAGGUAACGGUGAACGGGACCGCGUAUCACAAAAGCUGCUUCAAAUGUAGCCAUGGAGGAUGCACAAUAAGUCCAUCAAAUUACAUAGCACAUGAGGGGAAACUGUAUUGCAAACAUCAUCACAUUCAACUAUUCAAGGAGAAGGGAAAUUACAGCCAACUUGAAACUGAGCGCCAAAAGAACAAUAAUGCAUCAGUGGCAAUGACAUUAACCUCUCCAAUGGAAAUUGCAGCUGAAUCAUAGUCUCUAUUUUUAAAUAAUUUCAAAUAUUAAUCUCUUCAGCUGGUUGUGUUCCUUA
Molecule: messenger RNA, 709 nt
Organism: Benincasa hispida (wax gourd)
Lineage: Eukaryota; Viridiplantae; Streptophyta; Magnoliopsida; Cucurbitales; Cucurbitaceae
Product: LIM domain-containing protein WLIM1-like
Source: RefSeq, a predicted model, not a curated record